AUGGACUGGCAGCUCUCAACUUACAUCACACAGCUCAACGACGACCCCAACUUCACCCUCACCCACAACCCGCUCGACGUCUGCCAACUCGAUCAACACGACCUGCACAACGCCCUCAACAACCUCGUCGACACACUCACGACCGAGCCAGCCGCAGUCGCAGACCCAGACACCUUUGACCAGCUCGCGUCCUUUCUCCAACAUGCGGACGCGCUGAGCGGGCAGGCGCUGAGCAAGUUGUUCGACGCGAUUACUUCCAGUUUCUCCUCCCUCCUCGACUCCCUCCGCGCCGUCGACUCCCCAACCGACCACUCCUCCUACCGCUCGUUCAAAGACCCGCUCGAGAUCUAUGCGUUCUUCGUCAUGUGGUGCGUGAGGGUCGGGGAGAAGAUUGGAGCGAAGGCGGGUGAGGCAGAGGGCGGGAGGGGAAAGAAACCCGCCGCCUCGAAGUCCAAGUCCAAAACCAAGUCCUCCGCGAAAGACGCCACCUUCUCCUGGCCGUCCCAGAUCCCCGACAUCCUCGGCGUGAUGGUCAAAGCCCUUCGGACGAUCAAGACGGAGCGGAUCUGGGUGACGACGGCCGAGCGGGACGAGGUCGUUGCGAGCUGCUUCCUCCGCCCUUUGAACGUCCUGUGCGAACACGAAUCCUACCUCAAGCAACCCGAGAUCAAAGCAGGCAUCUUCCGCAUCCUCUGCCUCGCAGCGAAGAACCACGGUCAGGCAUUCAACGUCCAGAUGACGAUCAUGCAGAACCUCCAGUAUACGGAACACCUUGCUGAGCCGAUGGCGGAACUCGUGACGGUCUACGCGAAAGAGUUCGACUCCGAAGGGCUGGGGGAGAAAGUGCUUGGGGAGAUCGCCGAUCGCCAGUUCUCGGCGCAAGACACGAAAGGACCUCGCUCGUUCUCGAGGUUCUUGAUCCGACUUGCGGAGACAAGUCCGAGGACGGUGUUGAAGCAGAUUGUGUUGCUUCAGAAGCAUCUGGACUCGGAGUCCUACCCGAUGCGCAACGCGAUCCUCGAAGUUCUCGGCCUGCUCAUCCGCGAGUUGGCCCUCACCGAACCGGGCGCGCUCUCGCUCGACCCAGCGAAACACACCCGCCUCCUCUCGUCCUUCUUCGACCUCCUCACCGAGCGCCUGAUGGACCUCAACUCGUACGUCCGCGCCAAGACCGCCUCUGUCCUCCUCAAGACCUGCGACUUGCCCCCCUCGCGCUUCCCCGCCCAACGACUCGAGAUCGCGCGACUUGCAGCAAGGAGCCUGUACGACAAAGCCUCGACCGUGCGGAAGAAUUGUCUGGCCCUCCUCGUCAAGCUCGUCGUGACGCAUCCGUAUGGAUUGCAUGGAGGCGAGUUGGGCAGGGAGAUGUGGGAGGAGAGGUUGGACAAGUUGGAGAACGAGUUGAAGGUGUUGGAUUUGCCGGAUGAGGCGGAGAGGGAGGCGAGGAGGUUGAUGGAGGAUGUUGCUGAGGAGGAGGAGGGUGAGGGCGAAGAGGGCGCGGUCAAGCAGGAGGAGGGCGAGGAGGCGGAAGAGGAGGACGACGACGACGAGUCGGACGCCGAGGGCACGCCGAAGAAGCGUAAACCGCUAAAGGGCAAGGGCAAGGGGCGCGCGUCCGCUCCUCGUCGCUCGGAGCUCGACCUCGCUGCCGCCGACCAAUCUGCCGUGCUCUCGCAAGUCGACUCUGCGACUCUCCAGCGCCUGCGCCUCACAAAGGCCUACUACACCGACGCCCUCUCGUUCAUCGAGACGCUCGAAGGCGCUCUCGAGACCGUUACUGAGCUGCUCGCAUCGAGCGUGAAGGGCGAGGUCCUCGAGGCGAUCGAGUUCUGCAAGACGUGCAAGGAGUACAAAGUCGAGGCUGCCGAGCAAGGAGUCCGGCGCAUGCUCCACCUCAUUUGGAGCAAGGACGAGGCCGGCACGGCUGGCGCUGCUGCGACGGGCGCGGCGAACCAGGGUGGAGGCGAAGGCGACGAGGACGCGGUCAAGGAGGCCAAGGGCAUCAGGAGCCGCCUCAUCGAGUGCUACUCGCAGCUCUACUUUGAGCCGCCGCAGGACGUCAGCGAGAAGGACCAGGUCGCGUUCGUCGCGAGGAAUGUCAUCGAGCUCACGCGCGACGCGACUCUCGCAGAGCUGACCUCGCUCGAGCAGCUUCUCGCCGUCAUGAUGGCCAAGGGCGUCGUCGACGACCAGGUCAUCACCAAGCUCUGGCAGGUCUACAGCACCUCGAAGGACAUCCCCAAGUUUCAGCGUCGCGGCGCCAUCAUCGUGCUCGGCAUGUUCGCCCAGACCAAACCCGAAGUCGUCGCCGACCACGUCGACACGCUCCUCAAGAUUGGACUUGGACCGCACGGCAAGCAGGACCUCGUGCUCGCCAAGUAUACAUGCGUCGCGCUCGGAAGAGUCGGAGGGAGCGUCAAGAAGGUCAAGGGCUCCCUCAACGACGCCCAGGUCCGCCUCCCGAUGGACAGCCCAGUCUUCGCUUGCCUCGCCGAAGCGAUCCAGACGCCUUCCUCGUCGAAGGAGUGGUUCAGUAUGGCCGAGCAGGCCGUCAACACAAUCUACAACCUCGGCGACCAGCCCGACGCGCUUUGCUCUGAGAUCCUGCGGCAAAUGACGGUCAGGGUGUUUGGUCCGCGCGCUCAGACGGAGGAUAAGGGCAAGGCGAAGGAGCAGGUUGGCGAGGAGGUUGAUGGCGAUGCCGAGAUGGUUGAAGAUGAGGUGAGGGAGGCGGGCGAGGAUGCUGCGGCCGACGCGAUGGACGAGGACGACGGUGCCGCCGGGCCUCAAGACCCGUUGACCGGCAACGCUUUCGACCUUUCGCAACUUGUCUUCGUCGCCGGUCACUGUGCCAUCAAGCAGCUCGUCCACCUCGAGCUCGUCGAACGCGACCUCAAGCGCCGCAAGGCCGAAGAGGACAAGGCGAAAGGCGGCAAGAAGGCGGCCGACGACGAGCUCGACCAGGUCGCCGGCUCUGUCGAAGACGAGAUUGGAGACGUCAUCGCCGCUGCGAAGGAGAAGGAGCUGCUCUACGGGCCCGAGAGUCUGCUCGCCGUCUUUGGCCCGAUGGCGGCGACCAUCGUCGCCCAGCCGAAGAUCUACAAGAACUCGAUGCUCCAGACCGCCGCGACUCUCGCCCUCAGCAAGUUCAUGUGUGUCAGCUCAGAGUUCUGCGCCGCACACCUCAUGCUCCUCUUCAAGGUGCUUGAGACGUCGAAGGAGCCGGCCGUUCGGAGCAACAUCGUCAUUGCGCUCGGCGACAUCGCAGUCUGCUUCUCGACGAUCAUGGACGAGAACUCGGAUCGCCUGUACGCCGGCCUGCACGACAAGGACCCGACCGUCAAGAAGAACACGCUCAUGGUGCUCACGCACUUGAUCCUCAACGGCAUGAUCAAGGUCAAGGGACAGCUCGGCGAAAUGGCCAAGUGCCUUUCCGACGACGACAAGCGGAUCAAGGACCUUGCCCACCUGUUCUUCGAGGAGCUGGCGACAAAGGACAAGGCGAUUUACAACAACUUGCCCGACAUCAUCUCGCACCUCUCGACCGGCGCCAACCCCGUCUCCGAGGAUACCUUCCAGACCUCCAUGCGCUUCAUCUUCAAGUUUAAGAAGGAGGCCGAGUCCGUCGUCGAGAAGCUGUGCCAGCGUUUCCAGGCAACGACCGAGCCGCGACAGUGGCGCGACAUCGCCUUCUGCCUCUCUCUCCUCCCCUUCAACUCGGACCUCGCCGUCAAGAAGCUCACGGAGGGCCUGCCGUUCUACCAGGACAAGCUGCACGAGGAAACGGUCUUCAAGCGCUUCGGCGAGAUCUUGGCCAAGAUCCGCGCGCCAACGAACAAGCUCAACAAGACCGAGUCGGAUCUCAAGGAAUUCGAGGACGCCCUCGAAGCUCACCGCGCCAAGGGCGCUGAGGACCAGGACUUGACGAAGAAGGUCGCGAAGAGCCGGCGACGAGGUGCGGCCGCUCCCAAGGCUGCUGCUGCUGCUCCUGCGCGACGAACGGCAAGGCGCGCCAAGGCAAGGAGCGAGACGCCGCCCAGCUCGCCCGAGCGGUGA
Molecule: messenger RNA, 4056 nt
Organism: Rhodotorula toruloides NP11
Lineage: Eukaryota; Fungi; Basidiomycota; Microbotryomycetes; Sporidiobolales; Sporidiobolaceae
Product: condensin complex subunit 1
Exons: 15
Coding region: 1-4056 (1351 amino acids)
Biological process (GO): meiotic chromosome condensation; mitotic cell cycle; mitotic chromosome condensation
Cellular component (GO): nucleus; condensed chromosome, centromeric region
Molecular function (GO): histone binding
Source: RefSeq, a predicted model, not a curated record